Messenger RNA from Glarea lozoyensis ATCC 20868, 1464 nucleotides. RefSeq names its product RNI-like protein. Bases 1 to 1464 code for a protein of 487 amino acids. NCBI's taxonomy places the organism in Eukaryota, Fungi, Ascomycota, Leotiomycetes, Helotiales, Helotiaceae. The transcript is spliced from 3 exons. The record is from RefSeq and is a predicted model, not a curated record.
AUGCCUUCUGCAGCUACUCGAUUCGCCUCUUCGGCCGAUUUGCUAUACUACUUUGGGAUGCUCAUAAUGAGCCGGAAGCUCUUAAGGAAUUACUGCUUGGUGAGCAAGUACUUCAACGACAUGUUCACCCCUAUAUUGUACGCGGAGGUCUGGUUUCGUCAAAGUAAUGCACAAUUUCUCCUCGAAGAUUUGCCUAUACUUUUGGGCAAUCCUGCGCUCAAAUUCACCCGUAUAAUUGACGUCGAGAUUCCAAUCACCCAUGAAAGAGGCGGCCAGGCAACCCGAUUGGCGGCUUCUUUGACUGGUUUAUUCAAUGAAGCGACGCAGUCGCUUCUUGAGAAAAUGCCAAAUUUGCAAAUGUUUCGCUGGGCAGGGCUUCCUCUAUAUUCAGCGACAGUUUUGACGUUGCAAGCGAAAUGUCUCAACAUUCGAACGCUAGUUAUUCGCUACUGUGAUUUAGUUGAAAAUGACCUAGGUCUCCUUGACGGUUUAACAGUCGCGAGUUACUGGGACUUUGAUGACUGGGACCAUCAUGACGCAUUCUCCGAGACUCGAGCACUGUUCACAACACAAAAUGUGCCAUAUUUUCCAAAUCUGACAAGUCUAGAAAUCGUGGGACUUCAUGGCAACCUUGAAGAAGCAAGAAAAGAUCUCGUCAAACUUCUUCUUCAGUCGCCCCGCUUACGGUCACUUAACUUGUCGAUAUGUACCGACACUAUAAGGCGUCUACAACGGGGAACUGCCGGUCAAAGGAAGCAAUGCGUCGAAUUCUUGGUAUAUCUGAUUAAAGAUUUCGCUGAGGCAGGUGGAAAGCCACUGCAACUUAAAAACUUGGUCCUUGGGGUCGGUGUCGUUCCUUGGAAAUCAGAGAAAUCUCUCCACGAGUUAGUGGAUCUUGAGUAUCUGGAGAAAGUUCACAUAGAAAACAACCUGUCUGUGUUCACGUUGGUCAAAAGCAUUCACACCAUAGAUUGGGAAAUAUUCACCCCCGAUCACACUCCCAAAUUGCGAGCCUUUAGCGUCUUCGAACUUGAUUCAGUAACGAAAUGCAUUCCUGAAGGUUUAGUAGGUUUUACUCAGCUUUGCAGCUUCUAUUGCAGCACAGAAUCGGUUAAUACUGUAAUGAAGAGCACCGAAUCCUUAUUUGCAUAUCUUCACCCUAGACCAAGAUCAUUGACUCUGAACGAGAUUCCCAUGGUAGAAGUCUGGGGGAAUAAUUUCACCCAGGUCUCGUUGUACAAUAUCCAUGCGCUUUCAGUCAUCUACCGCAGCAAGCUUGACUGGGAUUCAGAUCUUAUCCGUUCAAUUAUAGCAGCAUCAGAUCUUCGUCAGCUCUGCUUGGUAGGCUAUCAGUCAGGGCCCGAGAUACAAGAUGAUCAUAGGGUUGGCCCACCAGAAGUUGGUAGCAUUCAUUUUCGAAUCGCCUACAAUAAGUACGAAACAAAGCACUUGACCAUUCUGUGA